AUGGCGACCCCCAGUUUGCACCUGGGCUCGGCAGCGUCCUUCUCUCCAAACUUCGAGUGUGUGCAUAAACUUAUUCCGGGCUUCAAAGGUGCCUGCUUUGCAACUUCUGCAGAGCCUGCACGAAUCCCCCCUAAGCAGAUGGGCACAGACCCCAAUAUGUGCAGUCGUCCCUUGCAUUGUUCAUCUGCUUCAUCAACCCCUAUUGAGCAGUCCCCUUCCCCUCCCCCUUCCCCACCGGCCAAUGAGAGCCAGAGGAGGUUGCUAGGCAACGGUGUGGCCCAGCCAACCCAGGACUCUGACUCUGAGGAAGAGUUUGUCCCUAAUUCAUUCUUAGUUAAAAGUGGCUCCGCAAACCUCUGUGUCCCUGCCAAUGAUCACCCAGCAAGCCUUCAGAACCCGUCCAGGUUGCGGACUCCACCUCCUCCACUGUCUCACGCCCACACCCCCAACCAGCAUCACGCGGCCUCCAUCAACUCCCUGAAUCGAGGGAACUUUACGCCCCGCAGCAACCCCAGCCCAGCGCCGACAGACCACUCUCUUUCCGGGGAGCACCCCGUUGGCCCCCCAGAGUCUGCCCAUGCGCAGGACAACUGGUUACUCAACAGUAACAUCCCGCUGGAAACCAGAAACAUAGCGAAGCAGACAUUCCUAGAGACUUUGCAGGACAACCUCAUUGAGAUGGACAUUCUCACCUCCUCCCGCCAUGAUGGUGCUUACAAUGAUGGGCACUUCCUGUUUAAGCCGGGAGGUACAUCGCCCCUCUUUUGUACCACGUCUCCAGGAUACCCACUGACGUCCAGCACGGUGUACUCUCCUCCCCCUAGGCCCCUCCCACGGAGCACGUUUUCCAGGCCUGCCUUUAAUCUUAAGAAACCCUAUAAGUACUGUAACUGGAAGUGCGCUGCGCUCAGCGCUAUCAUCAUCUCGGUCACACUGGUGGUCCUGUUGGCGUAUUUUGUCGCCAUGCACCUGUUUGGCCUAAACUGGCACCUGCAGCCGCUGGAAGGGCAGAUGUAUGAGAUGACGGAGAACACAGCCAGCAGUUGGCCUGUGCCAACAGACGUCUCCCUGUAUCCCUCAGGGGGCACGGGGUUAGAGUUACCUGACAGGAAAGGCAAAGAAGCCGGAGAAGGGAAGCCUAGUAGUUUCUUUCCAGAGGAGAGUUUUAUCGACUCGGGAGAGAUCGACGUGGGGAGACGGGCAUCCCAGAAGAUCCCUCCAGGAAUUUUUUGGAGAUCGCAGGUGUUUAUAGAUCACCCGGUGCAUCUGAAAUUCAACGUGUCCUUGGGAAAAGCAGCUCUGGUUGGGAUUUAUGGCAGAAAAGGCCUUCCUCCUUCUCACACACAGUUUGAUUUUGUGGAGCUCUUGGAUGGGAGGCGACUUUUGACUCAGGAGGUGAGGAGCUUGGAAGGCCCUCAACGCCAGUCCCGAGGCUCUGUCCCUCCCUCCAGCCAUGAGACUGGCUUCAUCCAAUAUUUGGAUUCUGGGAUUUGGCACCUGGCUUUCUACAAUGAUGGAAAGGAAUCUGAAGUGGUUUCUUUUCUCACCACUGCUAUUGAAUCUGUGGAUAAUUGUCCAAGCAACUGCUAUGGGAAUGGAGAUUGUGUUGCUGGGACCUGCCAUUGUUUCCUUGGUUUCCUGGGUCCAGACUGCGGCAGAGCCUCCUGCCCUGUACUUUGCAGCGGAAAUGGACAGUACAUGAAAGGGAGGUGUCUGUGCCACAGCGGCUGGAAAGGCGCUGAGUGCGAUGUGCCCACCAACCAGUGCAUUGAUGUGGCCUGCAGCAACCGUGGCACAUGCAUCAUGGGGACCUGCAUUUGCAAUCCAGGCUACAAGGGAGAGAGCUGUGAAGAAGUGGAUUGCCUGGAUCCCACCUGCUCUGGACGGGGUGUUUGUGUCCGAGGUGAGUGCCACUGCUCCGUUGGCUGGGGAGGAACCAGCUGUGAGACUCCAAGGGCCACAUGUUUGGACCAGUGUUCAGGCCACGGCACCUUCCUUCCUGACACGGGACUCUGCAGCUGCGAUCCCAAUUGGACUGGACAUGACUGUUCAAUUGAGAUCUGUGCUUCGGACUGUGGAGGUCACGGAGUCUGCGUGGGAGGCACCUGUCGCUGUGAGGAUGGCUGGAUGGGUUCGACCUGUGAUCAGAGGGCAUGUCACCCUCGCUGUAAUGAGCACGGGACCUGCCGGGACGGCAAAUGUGAAUGCAGCCCAGGCUGGAAUGGAGAACAUUGCACCAUUGAAGGCUGUCCUGGUUUGUGCAAUGGGAAUGGCAGGUGUACCCUGGACCUGAACGGAUGGCACUGUGUCUGUCAGCUGGGCUGGAGAGGCGCGGGCUGCGACACCUCCAUGGAAACCGCGUGUGGUGAUAGCAAAGACAAUGAUGGAGAUGGCUUGGUGGACUGCAUGGACCCUGAUUGCUGCUUACAGCCCCAGUGUCAUGUCAGUGCUCUGUGCCUUGGUUCGCCUGACCCUGUGGACAUCAUCCAGGAGACACAGGCCCCCGUAUCCUCGCAGAACCUGCGUUCCUUCUAUGAUCGCAUCAAAUUCCUCGUGGGAAAGGACAGUACUCACAUUGUCCCUGGAGAGAAUCCCUUCGACGGAGGGCAUGCCUGCGUCAUUCGAGGCCAAGUAAUGACAUCCGAUGGAACUCCACUGGUUGGUGUGAACAUCAGUUUUGUCAACAACCCUCUGUUUGGGUAUACCAUCAGCAGACAAGAUGGCAGCUUUGAUCUGGUGACAAAUGGCGGGAUCUCCAUCAUCCUGAGAUUUGAGCGAGCGCCAUUCAUCACUCAGGAGCACACACUCUGGCUCCCGUGGGACCGCUUCUUUGUCAUGGAGACCAUCAUCAUGCGGCACGAGGAGAACGAGAUCCCGAGCUGUGACCUCAGCAACUUUGCCCGCCCCAACCCUAUCGUGUCUCCUUCCCCGCUGACAGCCUUUGCAAGUUCGUGUGCAGAGAAAGGCCCUAUUGUUCCUGAAAUCCAGGCUCUGCAGGAAGAGAUCAGCAUCUCGGGCUGCAGCAUGAAGUUGAGCUACCUGAGCAGCCGGACGCCUGGCUACAAGUCCGUCCUGAAGAUCAGCCUCACCCACCCCACCGUCCCCUUCAAUCUCAUGAAGGUGCAUCUCAUGGUAGCCGUGGAAGGACGCCUCUUCAGAAAGUGGUUCGCUGCUGCCCCAGACCUCUCCUACUAUUUCAUCUGGGACAAGACCGAUGUCUACAACCAGAAGGUGUUUGGCCUCUCAGAAGCCUUUGUGUCUGUCGGGUAUGAAUAUGAAUCCUGCCCAGACUUGAUCUUAUGGGAGAAGAGGACCGCAGUACUUCAGGGCUAUGAGAUUGAUGCCUCCAAACUGGGAGGAUGGACCUUGGACAAGCAUCAUGCCCUCAACAUCCAGAGUGGUAUACUACAUAAAGGAAAUGGAGAAAACCAGUUUGUAUCCCAGCAGCCGCCCGUCAUUGGGAGCAUCAUGGGUAAUGGACGGAGGCGAAGCAUUUCCUGUCCCAGCUGUAACGGCCUUGCUGACGGCAACAAGCUGCUGGCUCCGGUGGCCCUGGCGUGCGGCUCAGAUGGCAGCCUCUACGUCGGGGACUUCAACUACAUUCGGAGGAUCUUCCCCUCUGGCAAUGUCACCAACAUCCUGGAGUUAAGCCAUAGUCCCGCUCACAAGUACUACCUGACGACAGACCCCAUCACUGGAUCCAUCUUCCUCUCUGACACCAACAGUCGGCGAGUGUUCAAGGUCAAGUCAACCACAGUCGUGAAGGAUGUCGUCAAGAAUUCUGAGGUGGUGGCAGGGACGGGAGAUCAGUGCCUUCCCUUUGAUGACACUCGCUGUGGUGAUGGCGGGAAGGCAACCGAAGCCACACUCACCAAUCCCAGGGGCAUUACAGUGGACAAGUUCGGGUUGAUCUACUUUGUGGAUGGCACCAUGAUCAGGCGCAUUGAUCAGAAUGGGAUUAUCUCCACCCUCCUGGGAUCCAACGACCUGACCUCUGCCCGGCCUCUCAGCUGUGACUCCGUCAUGGAUGUAUCUCAGGUUCGCUUAGAGUGGCCUACUGAUUUGGCAAUCAACCCAAUGGAUAACUCCCUCUAUGUUCUUGACAACAACGUGGUCCUGCAGAUCUCUGAGAACCAUCAGGUCCGCAUAGUGGCUGGGAGACCCAUGCACUGCCAGGUGCCUGGUAUUGACCACUUCUUAUUGAGCAAGGUGGCAGUCCAUGCAACUCUGGAGUCUGCCACUGCCCUGGCCGUCUCUCACACUGGGGUCCUGUACAUUGCCGAGACUGAUGAAAAGAAAAUCAACCGAAUCCGGCAGGUCACCACGAAUGGGGAGAUUUCCCUGGUCGCUGGUGCUCCCAGUGGCUGCGACUGCAAGAAUGAUGCCAACUGUGACUGUUUCUCUGGGGAUGAUGGGUAUGCCAAGGACGCUAAGUUGAAUUCCCCAUCUUCCCUUGCUGUGUGUGCUGAUGGGGAGCUCUAUGUAGCUGAUCUGGGAAAUAUCAGGAUCCGCUUUAUCCGGAAAAACAAACCAUUCCUGAACACCCAGAAUUUGUAUGAGCUGUCCUCCCCCAUUGACCAGGAGCUCUAUUUGUUUGACACCAGUGGUAAACAUCUGUACACCCAGAGCCUCCCCACCGGAGAUUACCUGUACAACUUCACUUACACAGGUGAUGGUGACAUCACCCUCAUCACAGAUAACAAUGGCAACAUAGUGAAUGUGCGGAGGGACUCCACUGGGAUGCCUCUCUGGCUGGUGGUUCCAGAUGGCCAGGUGUACUGGGUGACAAUGGGCACUAACAGUGCCCUCAAAAGUGUGACAACCCAAGGCCAUGAAUUGGCCCAAAUGACUUACCAUGGCAACUCUGGUCUCCUUGCAACCAAAAGCAAUGAGAACGGAUGGACAACGUUUUAUGAGUAUGACACCUUUGGCCGCCUGACAAAUGUGACAUUCCCCACUGGCCAAGUGAGCAGCUUCCGAAGCGAUACAGACAGCUCAGUGCACGUCCAGGUGGAAACUUCCAGCAAAGAUGAUGUGACCAUAACCACCAACUUGUCAGCUUCCGGUGCCUUCUACACACUGCUGCAGGACCAAGUACGAAAUAGCUACUACCUAGGUGCUGAUGGCUCCCUGAGGUUGAUGCUGGCCAAUGGGAUGGAAGUGGCCUUACAGACUGAGCCCCACCUUCUGGCUGGCACCGUCAACCCCACGGUGGGCAAGAGGAACGUGACCCUGCCCAUUGACAAUGGGCUGAACCUUGUGGAAUGGAGACAGCGCAAAGAGCAGGCCAGGGGCCAGGUCACCGUCUUCGGACGCCGACUACGGGUUCACAAUCGAAACCUCCUGUCCCUGGACUUCGAUCGAGUGACUCGUACAGAGAAGAUCUAUGAUGACCACCGGAAGUUUACGCUUCGGAUCCUGUAUGACCAGGCUGGGAGGCCCAGUCUCUGGUCCCCCAGCAGCAGGCUGAAUGGCGUCAACGUGACCUACUCCCCAGGCGGCCACAUCGCCGGCAUCCAGCGGGGCACCAUGUCAGAAAGGAUGGAGUAUGACCAGGCGGGCCGCAUCACAUCCAGGAUCUUUGCUGACGGGAAGUCCUGGAGCUACACUUACCUGGAGAAGGCAAGGGUCUUCUUCACUGACCCCUUUGGGGAGGCUCUCAGGCCAGCCUGA
Molecule: messenger RNA, 5673 nt
Organism: Vombatus ursinus (common wombat)
Lineage: Eukaryota; Metazoa; Chordata; Mammalia; Diprotodontia; Vombatidae
Product: teneurin-4
Exons: 26
Coding region: 1-5673 (1890 amino acids)
Biological process (GO): signal transduction; neuron development; heterophilic cell-cell adhesion
Cellular component (GO): neuron projection; membrane
Molecular function (GO): protein homodimerization activity; protein heterodimerization activity; cell adhesion molecule binding
Source: RefSeq, a predicted model, not a curated record